AUGGGUCCCCGGGCCCCUCAGGCUAUCAAGGACGAAGGUCCUGUCAAAGUACUGCCCCCCCGGCGUGAACUUCCCCCUCCAGAGUUCACGUCUCUUGUAAUGAACGUACUCAUUUUUUUGGCGUUUGGAUGCUCAGAUCUUCAUGAUCAUUGGAACUCCCUUCAAUCAGAUCGAGCCUUUGAAGCCCUUAGGAGGAAGUUGUGCUCUAUCCUGGGUAGCACUAUCACCACGGCAAGUGUCCUCCUCGCGAUAAGCGUUGCCUUCGUCAGUACGGCGUCUCCUGUGCCGUACCUGAAUUACUCAACACCUACUCCCUAUUGUCUACUUUUUAUGUCCCUCAUGCUCGCUAUAAUCGCGAUAUUGACAUCCGGCUCAAGUAUGGUGCGCUGGUUACAUACUGAUCGACGGUGGAUCCAAAAAAUUCUUGGUCGUGUUCCACCUAUUGUCGAUAAUCGUGCCUAUAUUCUUCGUUGUCUGUUCCCUGAAUUGUCUCGUAUCUGGUGUGUUGCUCCGUCAUUUAGUGCUGUUCCUGAUCCCUCAUGGAUUUCGCCCACAGCGAUGAUGACAGCAGGCCUUUCGUCUCACAGCACGGCCUCCCGCGCCGUCACGGCGUUCUGUCUCAUAAUCUAUGUCCUCAACAUCGGGACAAUAUUGAUGGAAGCUGGCGAACUCACUCAGCUUUUUGUAACAAACAUUGACAUGAGGCUGUUUUUCGACAUCGAGCCAUUGUCUUCUUUCAGCCCUGUACGGGCCUACUUGAAGGAUGUGCAGAUCACCCUAACCCUGUCCUCCAUUUACUCCAGCUAUGUCCGAAUCCUCCUUAACUCCCCGCGUAGCAUUCGACUAAAAAGAACCCUUGGAAUCAUUCACGCAUAUCAAAUUACAAUCCAUCAUGACGCUUUGCUCACGCGCCCUCUAUCUGACCUGCUCAAUGCUCUAUCGCUCCCCAAUUUGCACGCGCUUGAAGCACGCCACAGUGACCGCAGUGUAUCUUGGCCUCGUGAAGAUAUGAAGGCAUUGUUGGCACGGUCAAAGUGUUCUCUGGAGACCCUGACUAUCGGCGGUCGAGUGACGAUAACAGAUGAGUAG
This is a messenger RNA of Suillus fuscotomentosus, 1089 nucleotides long. RefSeq lists its product as uncharacterized. The coding region runs from base 1 to 1089 and encodes 362 amino acids. The transcript has 4 exons. The record is from RefSeq and is a predicted model, not a curated record. Lineage: Eukaryota; Fungi; Basidiomycota; Agaricomycetes; Boletales; Suillaceae.